Amoebophrya sp. A25 is the source of this 3637-nucleotide messenger RNA. NCBI's taxonomy places the organism in Eukaryota, Dinophyceae, Syndiniales, Amoebophryaceae. The record is from the annotation of a GenBank genome assembly.
GUUAGAGUAAAGCUUCAAGUCUUCCCGAGCAUAAAUCGAGAAGCAUAAAUCGAAGAACUGAUCACGUAUCCUUAUCGGCCCUCCUCCGCAACUCCGUGUUCGCACCUUGUUGGGGGCACGCGGAGUCGUGUCGCGUAAGGAGUAUAUCAAGAAGCAAUGCCACGAGCUGUGUCUAGGCAUCUAUCUUCCCAACUAUGCAGAACUGAACACGAGGACAUAGAAGUUCUUACAGCGGCCAGCGGCUGUAAACCGUGGAGCAGAUCGCUGUGGGCCUUGUAGAUUGAGCCACCUUUUUUUCAGGCACUCGAGGGAGAAGAUAAAGACCAAAGCCAAACCCAGCGAGUGCGUAGAUCUUGGCCGCGGGUCGUAACUCAUCCCACCGGCAGUGGUUGGGAUACGGCACGUUACCAUGAGUGCAUCUCGCAUGCAGCAAUCAACGGACUGAAGUGUCCUGAACUGCGGAAAUUCGCAAAAAAAAUUUGUCGUCUCGUCUCACGGCAUCGUCUUCGUCAAAAAACAAUAACAAUGAACUAUCAAAAAGGAGGCCCUGUGCCUUCUCCCGGACCGGUUGUCUGCAUCCGUAAGGAAAGAGAGUCAUGCCACAGAAGUAGUUCUUCUAGCUCGACUACUAGUGCAGGCUCUAAUUUCAACAGCAGUCCGAGUACUAGAAAUAGCUCUAACACGUCUGCUGAAAGCUAUGAGACUAGAUCUGCUUCCUUUAGUAGCGACACCGACAAGGACACCUCAUGUGCAUGUGGAGAAGCUAUUCAGCGGGGAUCCGAAGAAGACAACGGGGAGCGACUAAAAUGUUGUCCCGAAGAGGGUCCAGAACCAGAUGAUGCUGACCACUACGCCAAAAAUAGCCCCGCUGAUCCAGAACCAGAUGAUGCUGACCACUACGCCAAAAAUAGCACGUCUGAACAAAAUGAUGAUGAUCUUAGCUAUACCAAGGAUAGCACGUGUGAAAAAGAGGAAAAGUAUCACAGUACAACUACCGAGGAAGCCCAGUAUGAUUACUACAACUACACCGAGGAAGACUAUGUUCGGUCACCGUUUUCGUAUUACGCAACGGAGUACAAAGAUGACUAUUUAGGCUACCAUGGGUAUCCGUGCUGCGACUAUGUGCCCAUUUGGCUGCAGCCAUUGACUGAUGCUGAUCUACUUUCCUGGAAAAACUUCAUGAAUCCUGUCCGUUCGUCUGGUGGUGCAGCAUCAUCAGCAGCAUCAACAACAGCUACAGGAGGCAAUCUUGAUGAAGAGUAUUAUUUGCCGCUACCGGGAGGAUGCUCGAAGGUGGUUGGGUUUUUAUGUUUUUUGAUCAACUAACUCAAACUUCAAGCAAAAAUACUUAAUUGAUCUUGUAUCAUUUUGCUUUCAACAGUCAUUUCGUGUGGUGUCACCACUGAAAGAGUUUCUUAUACAUGGUCCCUAGUCUACUCGAGAGACAGUCAUGUAUCGUCUCUUGAGUCAGUUUCUCCUUUCUCCUCCUAAGACUCGUGGAAAUUGGCACCAGCACCUACAACACGGUCAGUCAUGCGUGUUUCCCGAUGCCGGACGGAAAAUUUUCGGAUUGUAGCCUAGAGAACCGAGAAAACUACUCAUGGCGCUUUCCUUGGGUCAAGGCACUAUCGGAAUCUUCCAGUAUCGAAGAGAGCAGUUGUUCCUCCUCAUCUUCCAAGGAAGAAGAAAGUGCUUCACGUACCACCACUACAGCUAGUAGCACUAGCGUCAGUCCUCCACCUGCUUUAGCCUCAGGGGAAAGCGACACAGAAGAAGCCUUGACGGAACAAGUGGAGCCCAAAAUUAAGAGGAGGGCUGUACUAGUGGAGGAGAAUAUGGAGAGCAGCAGCCUAAGAAGCUGUAGUCUGGUCCGCAAGUCGACAACAAGGAGCUCUGAAGAUGAAGCAACUUCCCGGAGGACGUGCAGCAUCACAGAAGAAGAGGAUGGAGAUCUUUGUAGUUCUGAACAUCAACAUCAUGAUGUCAACAACAUAGAAGAAGCAGAAGAAGAAGAGUGGUGGAAUUAUGGCAACUACAACAACCUGGAAGAAGAGUGCUGUGGCAUAGCCGUUGAUGUGAUCCCGUGGGUGCUCAACGAGCUGCCGGAAAACAGAAAUCUCCAAAAGCUCAAUAUGGCAGUGAUCGGCCCGUCUUGUGACGCCGAUAUCGAGUGCUGGCAUGAGCUUCCUCUCGAGAUUCGCCAGCAGCGUCGGAGACAGCAGGCAGUAGCUUGUCGUGGGACAAAAUUAGUAGGCAGUCCUAUGGCAGUGAGUGGGUUAACAGAUGAAGCUCGCAAACAAGAAAACGGAACAACAAACACAGACGCGGCAUCUUCAACUGCAACAGUUUAUUACGUGGAUCAAGAGACCAUAAACGACUUGAAGCGGUCUUACCUACAGGGUGGCUUGUGCACUUUUCACGAGAGGGAAAGCUGUUGGACAUGCUACCAUACGGGACAGCUCGCUUCCGCUUGCGCCAGCGUCAAUCAAAGGCCAGCAUACUUCUACUUAUGAGAUCAUUUUGGAUGACGAAUUACAGCUAGUAUUAUCCUAAAAACUAGCUAUCCUUGUCACGUUGGUUAAAGUGCUGAUAACUCUAACACCUGGUCUUUUGCAAGAGCGUGGUAUGGCGAGCUAUGAGCGGAGCAAGCGAGUUCCUUGCUGCACUUUCUCCGAACUUCUACAACACUGUGGCAGCGGAUCGAUGCAGCUGCUGCAUCUAGACUGCGAGGGCCAAGACUUCGCCAUUCUUAGGGGUGUGCUCGAGUACGUGUAUCGGCAUGGGCCUACCGUAAGGCCUUCGCAGAUCGUAUUCGAGGCGUCUUCGGGAAAGAAGUACGUGCAGGAAUGCGAGCAGUUGUUGCGGUUGUUUUAUCGCAUCGGGUAUAAGCUUGAGUAUGAUCCCUUCUCCUUCCCUGAGGACUAUGAAGAUGAAGCCGAAGGCGUGCGAAAUGUGUCGCUCAUUCUGUUCGAGAAAGAGGAAGAGUUUCUUGCCAGUCUUCUAGAAACAAGAGCACUGUUCGGCUAGUGCAACUAUGUCGAUUUAUAACGUCAGUGUAAAGUUAGUAGUUGUACUCUGCGUUGUAGGUUCAAAGUAUUUUUUUUUUGAAGUCGAGUUCUUGCUCGGCAAGCACUCACGAUCACGACUUUUUCAGGUGCGUAACUUGGCAGAAAACCUGUAAGUUUUUUCAAUAUCUCAACCGAGCUAGCAGCAAGUAUUGUAAAAAGACCCAAGUAUUCUGACCGUGAUGGUUUUGACUAAAGUAUUGACUCAGCAUCAACGUUUUAUCCCUAGUAAUUUCAUCUGUCAGACGCGCACCGUUUUUUUCGACAGUUGUUAAACCCAAUUAUCUUCAACAGUGAAGCUAAGGCUCAAGUAUUGACUCAACAGGUCGCCCUAAGCAUCUUCAACAGUGUAAGACCCAAGUAUCAUCAACAGUCGAAGCCCAAGUAUCAUCACCAGCAUUCUCAAGUAUUGAAAUCGCAGUAUUAUAUGCUUCGUUUUUUCCUUGAACCGUGCAAGUGAAAAUAAUUCCUUCGUGACCUUAGUGAGUCCUUUACGAGCUUGCUGAACAAAGGCUCGAAUUGCGACGAUAGUAGUGAUUGAAAGUAGAGAGAAGAGAGAACUUGAACUUGUU